Molecule: messenger RNA, 2835 nt
Organism: Polistes dominula (European paper wasp)
Lineage: Eukaryota; Metazoa; Arthropoda; Insecta; Hymenoptera; Vespidae
Gene: RhoBTB
Product: Rho-related BTB domain containing
Biological process (GO): small GTPase-mediated signal transduction
Molecular function (GO): GTPase activity; protein binding; GTP binding
Source: RefSeq, a predicted model, not a curated record
UGUUAUUAUUAUUAUUAUUAUUAUAUUUGAGAUAAAAGAGAAAAGGAAGAGAAUUUAUUGGAAGAAAAUUUGAAAGUUUUAUCAACGGAGGACAUUUUUCAACGAGCAAUUAGGGAUAAUUUGACGAAUAAACAAUCUUACAAAAAAGAAGGAAGAUUUGGAUCGACAGUAGGUCGAAAAUCGAAUGUGGUGUUCGUGUUGGUUAAUCAGAGAAGUAUCGGUGACACCUAAAUUUACGAUUUCUCCGUAUUCGGACGAUCUGGCACGUGAAAAAGGAUAUUGGAUGAAAAAGGGAGAUUGCCGGUGAUGGACAAUGAGCAGCCGCACCAGGAACUGGUCAAGUGCGUGGUCGUGGGUGACACUGCAGUCGGAAAGACCAGAUUGAUAUGUGCUAGAGCUUGCAACAAACAUGUUUCUCUUUCACAAUUGUUGACUACUCAUGUACCAACAGUAUGGGCUAUUGAUCAGUAUCGAAUUUAUAAAGAUGUAUUGGAACGAUCGUGGGAAGUUGUAGACAACGUCAACGUUUCAUUACGCCUUUGGGAUACAUUUGGGGAUCACGAAAAGGAUCGUCGAUUUGCCUACGGCAGAUCUGAUGUGGUUUUAUUAUGUUUCUCCAUAACAAAUCCUGUAUCUUUACGAAAUUGCAAAGCAAUGUGGUAUCCAGAAAUACGUCGAUUUUGUCCACAAACACCUGUCCUAUUGGUUGGAUGCAAAAACGAUUUACGAUAUAUGUAUCGAGAUGAGACCUAUUUGAGUUACUUCCGUGAUCGUAGUCCUUUCGUAAGGGCUACUAGAAAAAGUGAUUUGGUAAUGCCUGACCAAGCAAGAGCAGUAGCACGUGAAUUAGGCGUGUGUUAUUAUGAGACAAGUGUAUUCACUUAUUAUGGUGUCAAUGCAGUAUUCGAAAAUUCUAUACGUGCUGCCCUAAUUGCCAGAAGACAACAACGUUUUUGGAUGACUAAUUUAAAAAGGGUACAAAGACCCUUACUUCAGGCACCAUUUUGUCCACCUAAACCAGAACCACCGGAAGUUUAUUUAACAGCCAGUACAUAUGAAGAAAAUAUGAAAACAUUAUGGACAAAGCCAGUUCACACCGAUGUCACAUUAAUAACAGGCAAUUGCACAUUUCCGGCGCAUCGAUGUUUAUUAGCUGCAGCUUCGCCUGCAUUUCAUCGACUAUUUUCAACAGAACUUGCACACGAACAUACACCGAGAAGUUCUAGUGAAUCUAGUAUGGUCAGUACUUUCGGGGAGGCAACUGUCGGUGAUUUUAACGACGAUACCGAAUGCCUCAUUCGCAUUGAUCAAAGUAAACCCUCAAAAGUAUGGGAACAAUUGAAAAGAAGAUCGAGUUUUCAAGUAUUACCAACGAUGGAUAAUCAAAGAAAAGCAAAUGGUGCUACGAGGGAAUUAAAUCAUCCUGCUUUUCAAAAUAUACGCGUGUCAAUGAGUGAAAACUCAAAUGGUGUACAACAACCAACUACAGUGGUGACACUUUCGAAGUUGAUUACGCCGCAAGCUAUGCAGCAAUGUUUGCAGUUCAUCUACACAGGCAGCUUGGAUAAACGGUAUCACGAUCUACAAACAGCUCCUAUUGGGCUAUUACUGGAGAUCAGACAAGCAGCUGAGUUUCUCGAAUUACCCCAAUUACUUAUGGUACUUGGCACCAUACAAACACGUGAACAAUUUGCUAACAGUGAUCUGAAUAAUCGAUACAAACAAGUGGUUAGACAACGACUCGAAGAUAUUUGUCUUGAACAAGGAUUAUUUGCCGAUGUUGUAUUUGAAUUGGACGAUGGUAGUAUGCCAGCUCAUCGUGCUAUACUAACUGCUAGAUGUGACGUCAUGAAAGCAAUGUUUUCCGGUGAUUUUCGAGAAAGCAGCGCCAAAAUCAUAGUAUUUCCAGGUGUAAGGGAAUACACGUUUCAUAAAUUACUGUGUUAUUUGUACACGGACGAAGUACCAGCCAUUUCUUCGGCCAGGUGUUUAAACCUUUUGGAAUUAGCAAAUAGAUUGUGUUUACCGAGAUUGGUUAAUCUCGUUGAAAGCAGAGUCAUUGAGGAUCUUAAAAGACUUUCUCAGAAUGAAGGAAAUGAGGCUGUUGAAAAUUGUUUGAGACUUUUGGAACCAUGCAAGUUACACAACGCGGAUCAAUUGGCGGAUUGGUGUAUGAAUCAUUUGUGCGUUAAUUAUAAUAAACUUUGUAAGAUGUCACCUCGUAGCGUUCGUUUACUUCAUCCAGAAAAUCAGGAAUAUUUGAACGAACAUCGAUGGCCCCCAGUUUGGUAUCUGAAGGAUUACGAUUAUUAUCAAAAAUGUUUGGCAGAACAGAUUAGGGAAAAUAAACCAACAUUGAAAAGAAAUCGUAAUCAAUCGGUUUGUUUGUGUUUCUCCGGCGGCUCAAGUAAAACAAGACGCGAAAGUACGAACAAUGGCGCCGUUAAUAAUGGCGGCGUGGCAUCGGCAACGUCCACAGAACAACAAGCAGCUGAACGUCCACUUUUUGAUGCAUCAACAGAAUCAGGUGAACAACAACAGGCUGUAUGACAAGAGCCAAGCGGCUUAAGCCGCUCUGUAAGAUUCGUUUUGAUUCUACCUGUGCUCUUGGUCUUCAUUUGCACCAUUUUUACCAUUUUGAUACUCCUACAGAUUUAUACUUAAGGUACGCAAAAAGUAUACAAAAAAAAAAUAAAACUCAAUAUAAUAAUAAUAAUACAUAAUAUAUUAAUAAACAAACAAACAAACAAAUAAGCAAAAAAAUGUCAAAUAAAACGCGUCACGCAAAUUAAUCUACGCGCGAACAAGAAUUUAAACAAAAACAAAAAAAAAAUU